AUGCUGCCUCUUCCAGAGGCGUUGGGCUCCGUGGAAAAUUCGUCAUCCAUCAUCAUCAUUCUUCCAUCUCACAAUCUCGACGACCACAGCAUCAACAUUGCUGUUUUCUAUGUUUUGAUACCAAGCGAACCGUCGCCCCACCCGUCGCGUAGACACUGCCGGCUAUCACAGUCCAAGUUGCUUUCCCCAGCAGAGGAACCCAAGGAAUCGAACAUGGUACGGAAAGAAUCUCCAGGCGAAGUGCCAUCGAUUGCUUGCAUACGGUGCCGACACAGGAAGAAAAAAUGCGACCACGCCCUCCCGAAAUGUAGCGAGUGUAGACGCGCCGGUUCAGACUGCGUCCGCUUCCAGGAAAGAAAGCCGAGAGACGCGUCUUCGGUUCCGUGGGAAUACGUCAAGGGCCUCGAGGGACGCCUCGCGCAGGUCGAGAAGAAUCUGGCCAGCUGUAUGACAUUGCUCAGGAAACAGGGGAAUCCGAACCCAUCGUCGGCUGGGGUAUCUUCGAGCCAGCAUUCGUUCCAGGGCAUUUCGACACCCGAGUAUCUUUCCCAGGGUAAUUUUCACGAAUCUUCGGCCUCUCCGUCAAAUGGUGCUCUUGGACCUUCUCCCGAUCGUGUUUUGAUCAAAAACGCUGACACACUUCUCAGAGGACAAUCUUUUGCCGACAACUCCCCAUCGCCAGAUGUUUUCUGUGGGAUGCUUCGACAACCUAUCGGCCUACACCAAAGCAACUCUCUACCCAGUGCCCCCUCCGGAGACGGGACCGGCCUAUUUCGAAGGGUCGACUUCGACAGCUACUUUCAAUUUGUUCACCCAAACUGGAAAAUUCUAGACGAAAGGACUGUAGCUGAAUGGUUCCAAAUCUGUGUCGAACAACGAGCGCCGCCCCAUGCUUACCAGUCGUUUCUGGUACGGAUGGUCUGCGCAAUAGGUGCCACAUAUAGCAGCUUCUCUGACCGGAAUUGUCCACACAUCGCACGGUCAAAGACUCUAUUCGAUCAAGCCCUUGGCCAGUACUUUCUAGACACUAUCCAACAACCCAACGAUAUACCAACAAAAGCAUACAUGCUGUUGGUUGUUGGUGCUUUGCACUUCCCCGAUCCCUACCACCUUCAUGACGCUAUGAAUGAUGCUCUUUCGAAAUUGGGCCAGAGGCUAGCUGCCUACGAGCCGGAGUGUUCUUUGGAUUCUACCGACUGUCAUCCACAGGCGGCAUCUGUGGAAAGUCCGGACAAAAACGCUUUGAUGAAGUAUACUUAUGUGCUCUAUGAAUACUCCUCGAAUGUAUGGAACAGACACUGUCCAGAAAUCGCGAGUUCCUGGGACGAAAAGGUUUGGGACAAAGGCACUUUGCUCACCUUUGGCGGCGGAUUCGAUGAUGCCAACUUUGAGCACGCGUUCAACAUCCAGCGCAUACAAGCAAAGAUCCGACGGCACUGGUUGCAGCUGAAGAAGAUGAACGGACAACCCGAGUUCCGGGCUCAGAGCUUGCAGACCAUCAAAGCAGAGUUGGACAACUGGAAGGCAAUGAUACCGCUCGUCGCGAGCAACGUCAAUGAGGCCACCGUCUGCCACCCGAUUUCCAUGCUGAUGCUGUACAACUACAGCAUCUGCUGUCUGUAUCAAAAUGAGAUCGUCGUUCCCACGCUUGACGACUACUCCAUCUUGUUGGCGGCCGCCAGUGAGAACGCGAGGUGCUUCCAGCGUAUCCAAGGGCACCAGCCCAUGAUCUUGUACACCUGGGAUUGGGUGAGUGGACCGUCGUUCUCCAAGUGUCUUUUUGGAUGUCUAACCUUCGUAAAACCUCAGCUAUACUCCCAGUUCACUGUCAGCGUCAUCCUCUUAUCCUGCUUCUGGGGCACGCCAUACAUCUACCGCACGACGGCUUACCAAGCCCCCGACGCCCUCCAGGCAGUCGAAGACUGCGAGCUCACACUGGCACGGUUCGCCCAGCGCUGGGAAGCCGCCGAGAUAUACCUGGAAACGUUCCAGCUCAUUCUAUCCUUCCAAACUCCGGGUCAUCAAUCUGAUACAAUCACUGGAGAGGGGGAGAAUACCGGUAUCGGUGAUUGCGAUGUUGAAGCGAAUCGUGAACCAGCCCGUUGCCGAGCAUACUCAGAUGUACUGAAGAAGCGACGCCUCCGGACGACUCUCGUUGGAUUUCACUUCCAGCUCGAGGUCAUGGUUCCCCACAAAGGCCAGGAAGAAGCCGCCGCAUCAGGGCUGCAUCUCAACGUCGGCGGCAUGGAAACAAGCACUUGCGAGCCCUUGGCUGGGCCAAUUCUUGAUGCAGCCAUCACCCUCUCGCCUUCUCACGCCAAACAUCUGAUGGUUUCGACGACCAUCGGAUCUGUAUUGCUUGCGGCAGUCCUUAGGUAA
Colletotrichum destructivum is the source of this 2379-nucleotide messenger RNA. Its product is annotated as Putative zn(2)Cys(6) fungal-type DNA-binding domain-containing protein. Bases 1 to 2379 code for a protein of 792 amino acids. NCBI's taxonomy places the organism in Eukaryota, Fungi, Ascomycota, Sordariomycetes, Glomerellales, Glomerellaceae. Gene Ontology annotation, biological process: positive regulation of transcription by RNA polymerase II. The record is from RefSeq and is a predicted model, not a curated record. The transcript is spliced from 5 exons. Gene Ontology annotation, molecular function: sequence-specific DNA binding; zinc ion binding; DNA-binding transcription factor activity, RNA polymerase II-specific.